This is a messenger RNA of Leguminivora glycinivorella, 2262 nucleotides long. It is a transcript of the gene eIF2Bdelta, whose product is annotated as translation initiation factor eIF-2B subunit delta. Bases 468 to 2249 code for a protein of 593 amino acids. The record is from RefSeq and is a predicted model, not a curated record. The transcript is spliced from 10 exons. Lineage: Eukaryota; Metazoa; Arthropoda; Insecta; Lepidoptera; Tortricidae.
CGUUGACAGCUAGCACAAGUAGCACAUACUGUAAUUCGUGUAUUGAAAAUUUCAUUUUCAAUUUUCUGGAUUAUGGUGUGGUAAAUUGGUAAUGUUCUUUAAUUUUCAUCGAACAUUGUUGUUUUCAUAGCUCGUAACUGUAUGUGAAUGUAGUGGUGGCAGCUUUAUUCUCAUAAAAAGAGGAACCCUCUCAAAACUGUCCCGAGGAGUCUUCACAAGACUUAAGCACAGCACAAAAGCGUAGAAUCAGACGCAAACGGCUCCAAGCAGCCCGCACAACUAAUCCUAUCACCACCCAUCAAACCAUCAAUAUUAUUGACAGUAUCCGACGAGAUAUCUCAUUCUUACAAGCCACAAACAGCUCCCUGGUACUAGAGAUAGAUCCCUUGCCAAUCAAGUCUAAAUGCAAAAGUUAUGAUAUAGAAAAACUUAUAAAGUCAGAUAAAGAAGUUCAAGAAACAAAAAACAUGUCUUCAACAGAUAAAUCUAGAGAAGAAGUUAAAGCUGCCCGAGAAGCUAAGAAAUUGGCAAAACAAAAGAAGAAAGACCCAGAUCAGAAGGGACAAGAAGCAAAGGUUGCUAAAGAUUUAGCAGUCACAGAAAAAAAUGUUAAAGUAAGUCCUGUUAAAGGGAAAGAUGAGGUAGAUAAGGCUGUCAUACAUACAGAGAAACCUAUAGUUAAAGAAAAUAAAGAAAUCAAGGCUAAAGUAGACAUAGUUCCUAAACCUGUUGAAAAAACAGUUAAAAUAGAAAGCGAUGCCACAUCUGCAGAUGAUAAGUCUAAAGAUCAAAUCAAAGCGGAGAGGGCAGCGAAGAAAGUGGCUAAACAGGCUAAAAAGAAAGGAUCAGAAGGAGAUGGGCCAAAAGGAGAUGGAGAAAUGACUGUUAAAGAUGUUGUAAAUACAUUGAAAGAUAUUGCUAUAGUUGCUAAAGAAGUGCAGGAUGUCACUGCUAAGGUGCAGGCAAUUCAUUUGGAUGGCAGCAAGCCAGAAGAAUCAGGCAAGAGUAAAGCCGAGCUGAAGGCGGAGCGGCGUGCCAAGCAGGAAGCUCAGCGGGCAGCGAAGCAGGCUGCCACUGCCGCCAAGCCUGCUGCCAAGCCUGACAAGCCUAAGGAGGCUCCAACCGAGGCUUUAGACAAGGAGAAAUCUCCAAAACCGAAGUCCCUAGACAGAGCCAAGUCGAAGCCACAAGUGGCGCAGCGAGUCAGCUGGUUCCAGCACCUUAGUGUAGACUCUGACAAGCAGCCGAAAAUCGCCAUCAACUCCAAUCUGCACCCCGCCAUCAUAAAGCUGGGCGUGCAGUUGUCUUCGCGGGUUGUGUCCGGAUCAAACGCCCGGUGUAUAGCACUAGUGGAUGCUUUGAAAAAGAUGGUAUCGGACUAUACGCUCCCAGCGCGCACGGAAUACGCGCGCGGUCUCGAAACCCACUUGAAAGAGAGUCUCACGUACCUCUGGGGCAUGCGACAACCGACGGCGUCGCAAGUGAACGCCGUCAAGUUCUUUAGACAUCAUCUGACGCAGUUGCCACAUAAUGUCGACGAAUUCGAUGCCAAGAAGAUUCUACACGAAGAAAUAGACCGAUACAUCCGAGAGCAGAUCGACAUGGCUGGCGAAGCUAUCAGCAUCGCAGUUCGCAACAAGAUCUCGCACGGGGACAAGAUACUCACCUACGGAUGCUCAUCCCUAAUAGAGCGUAUAUUCCGUGAAGCGUGGGCCGCAGGCGUCAAAUUCGAAGUCGUGGUAGUUGGCAACAGAAUACAACCCCACGGCAGAGAGAUGCUACGACGAUUGGUGAAAUAUGGCGUGCCUUGUACUUAUCUGGAUAUUACUGCUGCUAGCUAUAUCAUGCAGAAGAUAAGCAAAGUCCUGUUCGGCGCCCAAGCGCUCCUAGCCGACGGUUCGGUCCGAGGCGCGCUCGGCACCGCGCAACUCGCCUUACUGGCGCGAGCGAGAAACGUGCCCGUACUAGUGGCCGCGGAGACGCAUAAGGUCUCCGCCAGGGUACAAGCCGCGCCUGCUGAUUAUAACGAACUAGGUGACCCGGACGAUCUGAUCGACAAGUCCGACCCCGACUCACCUCUCAAGGACUGGCGUAACAACCCGAAUUUGACCCCACUCAACCUCAUGUAUGACGUCACACCACCCAGCUUAGUCACCGCUGUGGUUACUGAGCUAGCCAUCCUGCCUUGCACUAGCGCCCCUGUUGUGCUUAGAUUCAAACUGUCCGAGUAUGGUAUAGUGGCUGAAUAAAUUAUUUUAUUUA